GGCCCAAGAAAGCGGUGCUUCCCCGGACAAUGGAAGCGUUCGGCCCAAAUCUUACUCCCAGAACACUCUUCUCUUCCAAGCUCUUCUCCCCCCUCGCCGCCGCCAUGUCGGGCUUCGUGAGGCGCCUCGCCGGCGUCCCGUGGCGCGCCAUCGCGGGGGACGCUCUCUCCCGCGCCUUCCUGGUCGCGCAGGCCUUCUGCGCCGUCCACGUCGUCGACCACCACGUCUGCUCCCUCGCCAUCGUGCGGGGCCCGAGCAUGCUGCCGGCCAUGAACCCGGCCGGCGACGUGGUGGCGGUGGACAGGGUGAGCGUGCGGCUCGGGCGGGUGGCGCCGGGGGACAUCGUUCUGCUGAUCUCGCCGGAGGAUCCGCGCAAGGCGGUCGCCAAGCGCGUGCUUGGGAUGGAGGGCGACGCCGUCACCUACCUCGUCGACCCCGGGAACAGCGACGCCUCCAAAACCGUUGUGGUACCACAAGGUCAUGUUUGGGUUCAGGGUGAUAAUAUUUACGCUUCUAGGGAUUCAAGGCAAUUUGGAGCUGUGCCUUAUGGUCUCAUUACAGGGAAGAUCUUUUGUCGGGUUUGGCCACUGGAGGGUUUUGGUUCUAUUGGUUCACAAGAGUAGCAUAAUAGAGCUUUGUUGUCAGUGAUUUUUUGUAGAGAAUAGAACCUGAAUACCUGAUUGAUUCAUGCAAGUCGAGGUGUACGGGUUUUGAGCAUGGUCAACAGAAUUGGUUUAUUAUUGAAAAGAGAGGUGGAUUUCUGCUUGCUGGGGAAUAUAUAGCUUGAUUUGUGCACUGGAAACUUGCUUAUAUAAACAAUUUGAGCUGAAGGAGUUGACAUUUAUAAAAAAUUUAAAUGCCUUGUCAGUCUUGUCAAAUGUUCACAUCUGAAUUGCCUUAAAAAAUAAGAACGAUGUGUAGCUCGCACUUACCAUGGGAACAUCAACACUCGAUUACUAGUGAUUAGCAAUAAGAUCGAACAGUUAAGGCAUCGAGCUUCACAAACAAAACAUUGAUCCAUUGCAUUAAUACAGUUCGUUACAAAAUCUCAAACAGAGAUGAUUUGCAUUUGGAUUCAAACACUGCAAAAUCAGUAAUAAUCUAGUAGUUGCAUGCUACUACAUGUAGCAUUGAUAAUCAACUAUAUAACUGUAACAUGAGGCUAUAUAACGACUCCGUAGUUGCAUUUAACGAGAAAUAAUGCUCUUUGCCACUUCCUUGAGCCUGUGACAGCCAUGAGGCUAUACUACAGGGAGCAACGCUUGCGAUCGAGCAGGUCCCCGAGAAACCUCGUGCAUGCCUCCUCGAGCCUGUGACAGCCAUGCUUCUCACCUUGCAGCAGUGAAGUCGCCGCCGUGCUUGCAGCCAUGCCUCUAAAUGUUGUAGCCAUCUGCCGCCACGAGCAAAC
Molecule: messenger RNA, 1408 nt
Organism: Phragmites australis (common reed)
Lineage: Eukaryota; Viridiplantae; Streptophyta; Magnoliopsida; Poales; Poaceae
Product: mitochondrial ATP-independent inner membrane protease subunit 1a-like
Exons: 4
Coding region: 30-623 (197 amino acids)
Cellular component (GO): mitochondrial inner membrane peptidase complex; membrane
Molecular function (GO): serine-type endopeptidase activity
Source: RefSeq, a predicted model, not a curated record